AUGCCAGGUGCUGCGCUAGACAUGUCUCUUGACGAUAUCAUCAAAAGCAACAAAAUAUCCGCCGCUCGAGGUAGAGGCCGCGGAGGCGGCGUCGGCGGUCCCCGCCCAGCUCGCCGUCGGCCCAAUCGCUCCGCCAAUCGAGCAGCACCCUACGCACCACCGAGGGCCCCGGAAUCGGUUUGGGCUCAUGACAUGUUCACCAGCAGCAGUCGAGCUUCGGCUUCUAGCAUUGAGACCGGGACAAAGUUGUACAUUUCGAACUUAGAUUAUGGGGUCUCUAAUGCAGAUAUUAAGGAGCUGUAUGCAGAGGUUGGUGACUUGAAGCGCUGCAAUGUACAUUACGAUAGAACUGCCCGGUCAAAGGGCACUGCUGAAGUAGUCUUCUCAAGACGACAAGAUGCAUUAGCUGCAAUCAAGAAGUAUAAUAAUGUUCAGCUUGACGGGAAGCCCAUGAAGAUAGAGCUUGUCGGAACAAAUAUUCCAACUGGUGGUGGUGCCGCUUUUCCAACCGCCGGUGCUUUUCGUGAUCCAAAUGCUGUUCCUCCUAGGUUUGUACUUUGGGAAGGACAAAAUUUUAACAAAGGUGGUUUCGGAAGACCACGUGGUGGCGGACGAGGUCGUGGAUUUGGAAGGGGUGGUCGUGGCAGAGGAAGGGGCCAUGUUGGGAAAAUAUCUGCCGAGGAUCUUGAUGCUGAUUUGGACAAGUACCAUGCAGAGUCGAUGCAGACAAAUUGA
Messenger RNA from Striga hermonthica, 735 nucleotides. The record is from the annotation of a GenBank genome assembly. NCBI's taxonomy places the organism in Eukaryota, Viridiplantae, Streptophyta, Magnoliopsida, Lamiales, Orobanchaceae.